UUUACUGUUAAAAAACCCACCAGCAGGGCGACACAGCGGAGCGGAGCCGAGAGGAGAGCAGAGUUUGCCGAAUACAUGAGACGGUGUGUCCCGGCGUCGGAAAUUAUCACCCACCAUUCUGGGAUUUACAUUUGCAACCAGACAAGUGGCUGCAGGUUGAAGCUGCCUCUUCGCCUUUCUGUGAGCAGAGCAACCCAGACACGACAUUAACAGGAGCGGCCGGCUGCAGCCUAGCUGAAGAUGUCUGAUAAUGGGGAGGUCGAGGACAAGCCCCCAGCUCCACCCAUGAGGAACAUCAGCACCAUGAUUGGCUCCAGCAACAAAGACCCCGUCCCCCUCAACCACGGCUCCAAGCCCCUCCCACCAAACCCGGAGGACAAGAAGAAGAAAGACCGCUCGAUCCGAUUCAUCCUGACCGGAGGAGGCGAUAAAACCUACAAGAAGAAGGAGCGUCCAGAGAUUUCUCUGCCGUCUGAUUUUGAACACACCAUCCAUGUCGGCUUUGACGCUGUUACCGGGGAGUUUACUGGCAUGCCGGAGCAGUGGGCCCGGCUCCUACAGACGUCCAACAUCACCAAGCUGGAGCAGAAGAAGAAUCCUCAGGCCGUCCUCGAUGUUUUAAAGUUCUACGACUCAAAAGAAACAACUAACAGCCAGAAAUACAUGAGCUUCACAGAUAAAAACACAGACGCCUACAGCUCCUCCACCACAACGAGCUCCAAGGCCGUGUCGGAGACGCCAGCCAUAGCAACCGUAUCCGAGGACGAGGAUGAAGACGAGGCUGAGCCCCCGCCGGUGAUCGCCCCCCGACCAGAACACACCAAAUCAAUAUACACCCGCUCAGUGAUUGAGCCCCUCCCUCCUCCUCCGACCAAAGAUGCCGCGACCUCCCCCAUCUCCCUGCCGACGGCCGCUGCCGCUGCUGUCACCCCCACCGCCCCUGCAGAAGGAGCUCCCAGCAGCCCUCCCAGUGCAAGCCCAGCCCCUGGACCUUCUGUGCCCCGCCCCCAGGACAAAACCAGAAAGAAGAAGAUGUCGGACGAGGAAAUCCUGGAGAAACUACGGACGAUUGUAAGUGUGGGAGACCCCAAGAAGAAAUACACACGCUUUGAGAAGAUCGGGCAGGGAGCGUCUGGGACUGUGUACACAGCUAUAGACAUCGCCACAGGACAGGAGGUUGCCAUUAAACAGAUGAACCUGCAGCAGCAGCCGAAGAAGGAGCUGAUCAUCAAUGAGAUUCUGGUGAUGAGGGAAAAUAAGAACCCAAACAUAGUCAACUACCUGGACAGUUACCUGGUGGGUGACGAGCUGUGGGUGGUGAUGGAGUACCUGGCUGGAGGUUCGUUGACCGACGUCGUCACGGAAACAUGCAUGGAUGAAGCUCAGAUAGCUGCGGUGUGCAGAGAGUGUCUGCAGGCGUUGGAGUUCCUCCAUUCGAACCAGGUCAUCCAUCGAGACAUCAAGAGUGACAACAUCCUGCUGGGCAUGGACGGCUCCGUCAAACUCACUGACUUUGGGUUCUGCGCCCAGAUCACCCCGGAGCAGAGUAAACGCAGCACCAUGGUCGGGACGCCGUACUGGAUGGCUCCAGAGGUCGUGACCCGUAAAGCCUACGGCCCCAAAGUGGACAUCUGGUCCCUGGGCAUCAUGGCCAUAGAGAUGGUGGAGGGGGAGCCACCAUACCUGAAUGAAAACCCACUCAGGGCGCUGUAUCUCAUAGCAACCAACGGGACGCCAGAGCUGCAGAACCCGGAGAAACUGUCGACGACGUUCAGAGACUUCCUGAACCGAUGUCUGGAGAUGGAUGUGGAGAAGAGAGGGUCGGCUAAAGAGCUGCUGCAGCAUCAGUUUCUAAAGAUGGCGAAGCCUCUCUCCAGUCUGACUCCUCUCAUUGUGGCUGCCAAGGAGGCUGCCAAGAACAACCGCUAGCUAGCUUUGCACUCAUUACUUCGUAUGUCUAUCCCUCUCUCUCUCUCUCUCUCUCUCUCUCUCUCUCUCUCUCUCUCUCUCUCUCUCUCUCUCUCUCUCUCUGUCCUCCAUCCCUCCAUCCUCUAUCUUCUCUUUUGUUUUGGUAGUUGGGAGGGCAGCGAUGAUGGCUGCUGGCGAGGUUUGAAUGCCUUUAAUGUGGCUCUCCCUUCUUCUUCUUCUUCUUCUUCUUCUUUUUUUUUUUUUUUACGUGCACCACCUGCUCCUUCGACACUCCACUGGACUCGGACAGGAAGACAGGGAGCUGACCGAAUGACAUCACUGGUCAAUCCGUAAUCAAGUGACGUCAUCGCUGACAUCACCGCCCUCCUCAGCCAGUACGAACAUCCCAAUAUGAGAGGGAGAGAGUGUUUCAACAGAGCCCAAAGACUCAUGGGAGUUUGUUUUUUUAAAUCAAUGUUUGUUUGUUUGUUUGUUUUCUACCUUGUCUGUAAAAGUCCCGGACCACCCUCUGCUGCAGACUGUGUUUAUGUGUGUGUGUUAGCCUAGCUUCAGUCAGACUUAUUUCAUCAUCUUCGAUCUAAAAGUGCAUUAGUUGAUUUUCAGUUUAUCAGUCCUUUAAAAUCAACUGUUCUGCGUGUGUGUGUGUGUGUGUGUUGUUGGGAUAUUGAUUAAGUUGAUUCUGUUGUUUCUGACACGGAGCAGGUGAGGUUUGGUACUUUGUCGUGUCUGCAGUGUGAGCUGUGAGUUAGAGAUUAUUAAUAUUAAUUAUAAUGAGGAGAGACGGGCGCGCCCAGAGCCAUCGAUGGACUGAGUUCAGACGUAAGCAGCCAUUUUGGCUCACUGAGGGGUUUCUGUGAGGACCAGUUAACAUUUUCUUUUUCUCUAGACGAUACGGGUACCUGCAGGGCUCAAAAUGAGGUCAUUAAACGGCAGAGAAACUGGAUCUUGAUAGAGGAGAGAUUGGAGAAAAGUACAGACUAUAAAUAUCCCUCUGCACUCCGAUAACAUUGUCAGACUUGACAGACUGUAAAAAAAAAAAAAGAAUCAAAAUCCAUACAGCAGAACCAGAGAUAUUGUGUUUUUUAUUUAAGUUAAUCACGGUGAACAUGAAGCUGUAAUUUCUUUUGGUCUGACUUGUUUUCUUCUAAUUUAACAUUUUCUCAUUAGAGCUGUUACGCUCCACUACCUGCCUGUCAUCUGACUGCAACAAAAAGUCGUUUUCUCCAAAUUUUCUCCAAAUAGAAGCUUUAUUGUCUCAUCCUUGUCUUAAAAAGACUGACGUAGGCAGUAGUAAAUCAGCUCUAGCUACAAACAGCGCAGAGCAAGAAGAGACGGGACUUAGGAAGGGUCAAUUGUUAGCACCAAGUUUAACAAUGAAAGCUAAGAGAAAGUCUUCAGUCUCUACUGAGCAAAGUCAACAUUUAAACAAAAGCAUCUCUGAUUUUCUACUAAAUCCAAAAUCAGAAUCAUUAUCAGGAUAGUCCUCAGAAAUCAACUGAACUCGCUCCAUCUGCGGCUCUGGGACGUCUGUGGAGUCGACACUGAGACUGUGAGGGAGAGAAUGUGCAUGUCAACAACCUUUUUUUACUCGGUACGUUCAAGAUGAAACAGUAAGUAAGUUGUGAUAAUGCUGAAACAUAAAGUGACGAUACAUGAAGGAUGCUUGUGUACGAUAGGAAAGAUCAUAUCUUAAUCCUAUUUUCAGAAGAAUAAAUGCUGCGAUGGUACAAUGUUGUUUUUUUUCUCCUGCUGGUGGACUGUUGGAUCCCCAGGAACCCUCUGAACAGAAGGUGUAUAUUUUACGUGCAAAAAAGAAGAAAAAACUGCAUUGACAAAAAAAACAAUGUUUUAGCCUUUGUUUACGGACUCACAGUUUUUUAUAAUUGAUCAAUGUCAGAAAAUGAAUUCACCACCUGUUUUUAAUUUGAGUAUUUGUUUGGGAAUUUUUAAAAUUUUCUUCCUGUAACUGAUCGGUCACAGGUUCAAAUCCUGCAAGAGCCAAAGUUUCCAUCAACAGCCACGGUUGUUCACUCUGCAUUUGACCUGCAAUGUAAAUAUCAACUAAACAUUUCCAAAACAUCUGUUGAAAACCAUCACUUUGAUUUCUGCUCUUCGUUGUUUUUAUUGUUUCUUUUUAAUGUAGUGUUACUGUACCUCUGGCCUUAAACUGUUUCAAAGGUGCAAGACUACUUUAGUACCAGUCUGAUGGCAACGAUACACCGGCAACAUUUUGAGGCAACAAUUAAAAGUUAUGAACACUUCAGGGCAGGAAUCACAGUUCCCCAGAGCCCGAGGUGAUGUCUUUAAAUGUUGUGCAACCAACACUCCAUACCCAAAGAUAUACAGUUUAUAAUGAUACAAAAUAAUAAAAGCAGAAUGAUUGGCAUUGAAACAUUGGGAUGUAAACAAUUAAUCAAUCAUCAAAAUACUUGCAGAUUAAUUUUAUAAUCCCUAAUUGUUGCAGCACUGCAAGGGAUUGCCAAAUUUAGCAGUAUUCGUGAUCGAGCCUGUUUACACUGGCUGCAGUACGGAGGAUAAAAGCUGUAAAAACUGUAUCUUGUAUAAACUGCCUGAAACUGUUGCCACUGUGUGUUUGUGUCCUGGUCUGAACCCCCGGCACAGAGCUGGACUUAAAGGACUAUUCUGUGAUUUUCCAUUUGAUUUUCUUUGAGAUCACUCUGUGGAAGAACUGACCCUCCCUAAGCCCCGCCCCUUUUUGGCUCUGUUCUCCAUCAGCUGAGCAAGCCUCAGUCAAAACCUCGGUCAACUUUCUUGUACUUUGAUAAUGUGCUAGGCUAAUGUUGAAAAGACAACCACAUUUUAUAGAUGGUUAAAGGAUAAAAGCCACAAGUCACAUCUUAACUCAGUUAAUGUUAGUAAAACGCUAGCUAACUAGAUCCAUUAUAUGUACUGUCGAUACUGAAGAAGGCUUGCUCAACUGUUUGGAGAACAGAGAAAAAAGUGGCGGGACUCAGGAAGUGCCAGUUGUCUGAGGUUUGUCAAUAAACACUAAUCAAGAGAGAAAGUAACACUGAGCAAUCUGAGCGUAUUCUCACAUGUUUCAAUGAAAAACCACAAGAAUGCUACUUUAAAAGAUCCUUUAAUGUCUGGUAAUGUGUUUACCAGUUACUGUCAUAUUAAUCUGACAGUGAAAAUGUUGUAUGCUGAUGUGAUGGAUCAGAACAAACAGUAUUUAUGAUUAAUUAUCUAGUUUGUUUAACCUAAUGAGACGAGUUUUACAAUGUUAUGUUGGAUACAUUUGUUAAUUAAGGAGCUACUUAGUCAUCUCUUAUUUCAAGUAGUCUGAACUCUAUGAAAACAGCAUAGAAGAAUUAUAUAACAUAAGAUAGAUUAAUUUAAUUAAUUUUGAAUGCUAUCUACAUUCACUUCCUCAUUUAAUCCAUUUGCUUCAGUUGUGUUCAGUGUAUAAAUCCAGUAGUUUUUUCUUUGUAACAGCUUGUUUACAAUGCCCACUCUACUACCCACUCUUCAGGGCAGAGGCAGAUUCAUGAUUAGCAGUCACCUAAUGACGGGCCAUCACAUACCCAAUACUCUUAGUGCGGAUAAAACCACACUUUUAGAGCUUGUUUAGUUCAGCCGACAUACACCAGACAGCAGGGGCAUUUCAUUAAACAUAAUGUGAAAGCUACUGCAGUUUACAAAAGACUGGAUUCUGAAUUUCCUUCCGUGCGUGGGUCCAUAAACAUCAAGUUUCCAUAACCUUUAGUUCAUAUGAAAGUUCGGCUACAAACAACACAGCUGAGUACGAGGUUGCUCUAUGUAGGAGGGUUGUCUGUGCUCAGGGGCCCCUGAUCCGUCCAUGAUCCUUUGUCACCUUAUUUUUAAACCUCCCAAUAGAAAGUACAGUUCUCUAAAUAAAAUCACAAGGAAAAUCUGAUGACCAUCACAUCCAGCCUUGAUAAUUCAACAAACAGCCUGCUGCUGACUUAUACAAACACUGCUGGAUCUUAGAACAAGUUGAAUACUAUGAGUUACUAACAAAAACAUUUUACUGUAUAAAGUGACCAUCAACAAGCAGGACACAGUUCUCUUUGCAGCUUCACGGGGGAUUCAGACUUAGCCCAAGGUCUAAAAGGGGACUUGGUUCAGUCCAGAAUGAGAGGGUCAAUGUAGUCUUCACUCCCCAGUGUAUCAGAGCCAUAAUUUAUCUGUUUAUAAGUCAUUUUGAUUAUUUGAGAAAAAUAAAAAGAAUAAAACUGUUCAAAAACUGAA
Dicentrarchus labrax (European seabass) is the source of this 6162-nucleotide messenger RNA. It is a transcript of the gene pak1, whose product is annotated as p21 protein (Cdc42/Rac)-activated kinase 1. Gene Ontology annotation, cellular component: cytoplasm. The transcript is spliced from 16 exons. The coding region runs from base 241 to 1929 and encodes 562 amino acids. Gene Ontology annotation, biological process: intracellular signal transduction; regulation of MAPK cascade; regulation of axonogenesis. NCBI's taxonomy places the organism in Eukaryota, Metazoa, Chordata, Actinopteri, Moronidae. Gene Ontology annotation, molecular function: ATP binding; protein serine/threonine kinase activity. The record is from RefSeq and is a predicted model, not a curated record.